AUGACCACUUCCAAGAUAUCUCCAUCUUCCAAGCCUACUCAUGGACACCUCAUGAGUUACCGAAUAGCUCGUGGUGAACAAGGCGUUCUGACAUUCGAGCCAUACAAAUCCUUCUUGCUUCCGCUAUGGCGCUUUCGAACUCCAGCACUAGCCCGGAAAAGCUCCAAGGACCUGUGGGAGCGCUUUGAGCUGUAUGAUGAAGAGGAUGACUUCGUCGGUAUGGACAUGUGCAGGAAGUUCAUCCAAAUGGGGAUGACGCGCUCCAAACGCUACGCAAACCAUGCUGGCGGACGCAAGUACGACAAGAGCAGCGGCGCUGAGUUACCCAAGAGCUCAACCCAUAAAGACGCCAAAGACAAGCUUGAAGCCUCCGAGAUAUUCCGGGAAGCUUGGGACCGAUGCCGAGCGCACGAGGGAUACCAGCAGAAGAAGGAGAAGUUCAUAAAAGAACAGAAGGAAUGGGACAAGCAGGCGAAGCGGGAGAAGCAGGAUGAGCAAUAA
Molecule: messenger RNA, 501 nt
Organism: Diplodia corticola
Lineage: Eukaryota; Fungi; Ascomycota; Dothideomycetes; Botryosphaeriales; Botryosphaeriaceae
Product: cytoplasmic protein
Exons: 2
Coding region: 1-501 (166 amino acids)
Source: RefSeq, a predicted model, not a curated record